Messenger RNA from Pleuronectes platessa (European plaice), 3066 nucleotides. RefSeq lists its product as uncharacterized. Bases 226 to 2241 code for a protein of 671 amino acids. The transcript has 5 exons. Lineage: Eukaryota; Metazoa; Chordata; Actinopteri; Pleuronectiformes; Pleuronectidae. The record is from RefSeq and is a predicted model, not a curated record.
GAACACAGGGAGAAAUAUUCCACAAACUUGCAACCAGGAAGUGCUGCGGGGAAUCCCGUAUGUGAACUUUGAGGUUUGUUCACUCUCUGCACGUCUGGCUUCUUCUUGUUUGAACACAUCCAGCUCCUGUACAGCUGAGAGCAGCAAAAGCCUCAGAAGCCUCCACCUCUCAACCCAGCAUCCCACUUAAGUACCGCAGCCAGGCGCUGCUGCCCUGCAAGGCCAAUGUUCGCCCUAAAUUUGAGCAAAACCCUGCCAAGGAGGUGCGUAAGAAAUACAAGGAGCAAGGGGAGAGGCGGCAGGACGGAUGAAGAAGGCUCUGUCCUGUCACUAACACGGCUUUGUCUGCUCAGCCUCGCCGACAACAUGAAGGACGUGUGGGUGAAAGACUACGCUGACAAAUACCUGGAUCAGUAUUCAUUCAGGCACAUUAUGGGACCUUUCAACCUCCUGCCUGGAGAACUGGUUGAGGAGCUCACGCAGCUGCUGUGCACCAGAAAACAAUUGUCCCGCGCGGCCCUCCACCUUCUGCUGGUCCCCCAGCUUCGUGGCCUGUCACUGGAAAGCUGUCCUGGUCUGGUCACCUCCGCCCUCUGUGCCCACAUUACUGCACGCUGCCAGGGUCUGUGUAGACUGGAUCUAUCUGGGGCCCAGCAGCUGCCCUCAAAGGUCCUGUGUGAAACUCUCCGCUGUCUGCCUGCCCUCCGCUCGCUCUCCCUGGCUGGUAUGCCUUGUGACGCAUGUGUGAUCAGCACCAUUGCCCAUCACUGCCGUUUCCUGCGCCACCUCGAUGUAUCCUGCUGUCAUUUCCUUUCCCCUGCUGCACUACUUCCUCUUGGAGGUGGUGCCGUCUGCUCAUCCUCUGCUCGUCCUUCAAGCUCAUCAUUUUGGCGCACCUCUACAUCUCCACCUCCUAGUUCCUCUUUCUCCUCUGCCCCCUCACCCUCCGUCUCUUCAGCCCUGCCUCCUCUCCCCCUCAGUAGUCUACUGGCUCUGGAUAUUGGGUUUGGGGAAGAAGAUGGAGACAAUGCGGUGGCUGCAGCCUACCUACUACUCUCUCUGCCUGGGCUUGAGAGAGUGGCCAUGGAGGGCCUUGCCCAGGCCUGCUGUCUCAUUGAGCACAGAGAGUUUAAGCAGACAGACGAGUUCAGUUACAGAGAAGGAGUUCCGAGGCUGGAAGAGGUGUGGAGGGAGAGGAGGAACAGGCAGGGGAUCGAUAGUUGGAGGAAGAAGAGAGAAGACGCAGCAGCAGGGGUUGAGGAAGCUGAUGAUGAGGAGGAGAUAUUGUGGGAAGACUAUUGUGGUGAGAGUGAGAAAGAUGCAUGUACAGAUGAGGAGCCAAGUUGCUCACUGAAACAAGCAGAGGAAAAAAAGCGAGGGAGAGUUUUGUCAGAGUCGGGUGAUGAACACCUGAUCCUGCACCUAAAAGAUGUCAAGGGUGUUACUUGGGACUGUCUGGAGAGUUUAAGCCGUUUAUGUCCAGACAUCUGCUCCAUAUCCAUGAACGCUGAUGAUGAAUCAAGUACGGGUAGAAGGAGUGGGUCUGUGUUAGCUGCAGCCCUCCGGACAUGGUCAGGCCAGCUGCUGAGCCUCUCAGUACAAUUCCCUGGCCCUCUGGUGGAUCUGCUUCCUGCCAUCCAAGUUGUAGGCUCCUCCCUGGUCUCUCUCACCAUGGAGGGUGUGAAAACCAGCCCCCAAACCCCUCUACUGGAGGUCAUCAAGUCCUGUCCCAGACUCAGAGACCUAACCAUCUUUGCUGAGCCUCCCAUCAUGCCAGAGGAGGAAAAUGGGGAGUGGGAUCGGUGGGAUGAUCGGGAUCUGCCACAGCUGCCUCACCUCUCCUCUCUCACACUCAAAUUCUCUUACAGUCACAGCCAAAUGAAACCUGCCAUGUCCUGGAUGUCCCUGAGGAAGACGCUCAAGUGUCUCCUAAUUGGUUCUCCUUUACUGGAGAAGCUAACACUGGUCUCCCUGCCGUGCCCUCUGGACUGUGUUUUAAAGUGUGUAUUGGGCCCACACCUAAACCCCCGUAUGGAGUUUACAGACGUACCCCCCGUGCCACUCAGACGAGUACAGCACAUUACACUGCAGCGGACAGAUGUGACGAUGGUAACAGUGAAAAACAUAAUUCAACACAGCAAGAGACUCAAGCUUGUGGAUGUGAGAUACUGCUGGCAGAUCAGUAAGGUUGAGUGGCUGAGCUGCAUGAAGUCCAGUGAAGUGCAGGUGGUCUGGGUGUAAAGAAUAAAGUGUAUUGUUUUGAAUUCAAAUAUAAAUAUAGCACAAUGCAAAUGUACAGUGUCAACUGUAUUAGUAGAGUUGACAAUGUGGAACUAUCACUGCUUAUAUUGAGAGCCCGAGCAGCGACCAGUGUGUGCAGACCCUAUUGGAUUUUGUAUUUUUAUCCUUCCAAUGAAUCCCAAAUUUGGCGUCCUAAACUUUUGAAAUCACAUUACAAUCUAAAAACCUUGAUGAUGAAAAGUUGUGCACUUAGUGAGUUUUUGUUUCACCGUGAAACAAUAAGUGGUUGUAACUUCAGUGUACACUCUCCAAUCUGCUCCAAACGUGUGUAUGAAUACAUGUUCCUUUUUUACCUGGAACACUUGAAUCAGUCCAAGAUUUGAUUAUGUUUGAUCAAAAAUGUCUCUUCCUCGUUUGAUGUUGUUAAAAAUGAAAACAGAAUUGCGGGUGGCCAACUGUCAACUUUACAACCACACCAGGAACACUAUAGUUCACAGUAUCAUUUUUAAUCAUCAUCAUACAUGGAUAUGUUACUGAUGCCAUGCUUAGAAUCACGUAGAGAGAGAUGGAGAAUUAAGAUUUUUUGAGAAAUAAUAUAUUUUGAGAAUGCAGUUUUGUUACCGACACAGUGUUUGCCAGACUCAGUGCAGACGUCCUGCAGAAAAACAUCUGACUGUUGCUAAUGGAAGUGGCCUUUAAUGUCUUCCCCAAACACUUUAUUACACAGCACACACAACACUAUAUUUCUGACACGCAGUUGUGAUCAGCAGUGAGAGCUUUCAUUGAAUGAAUUUUUGCUAAUUUCACAAUAAAUUAUGUAUGAUA